AUGCUUGGCCGCCAGGUCGAUUUUCCAUUGUCCAGUGGCACCUUGGCGCCUUGGCACCGUGAACAGUUCAUCCAAGAUGGCAGUCUGAGGCGCGAACUGGAAUAUGAGGACAAUGUCCAACCCUCGAUUGGGGACGAUGACGCCGAAUGUCUCAUUGUCACCGAGACGCAAUUCUCUGCUGGCAUAUCAUCGCAGCACGUUGGCUGCCAUUCCACGUUGGAACCGUCCCUUGACGAAAACCUUUCAACUCUGGACGUGUCGAAUGGCAACUCCAUGUUGCAAAACCCACGACAUGACGUUGAAGAAAUACCCUGGUGCGGCUCUCGUUCCUGGCUGCAACUCCCGUGGUCUGCCGCUGCUUGGCUGCUUGGCUGCUUGGCACUUGGCAUCGACAACUUUGCUUCCACUGAGGUGUGCGAUGAUGCCACCGCCGCCAAGAAGGAGGUCAAGCUUUAUCAGGGCGCGACGCCCGUCUAG
Molecule: messenger RNA, 477 nt
Organism: Colletotrichum orchidophilum
Lineage: Eukaryota; Fungi; Ascomycota; Sordariomycetes; Glomerellales; Glomerellaceae
Exons: 2
Coding region: 1-477 (158 amino acids)
Source: RefSeq, a predicted model, not a curated record